Molecule: messenger RNA, 7078 nt
Organism: Oncorhynchus kisutch (coho salmon)
Lineage: Eukaryota; Metazoa; Chordata; Actinopteri; Salmoniformes; Salmonidae
Product: calmin
Exons: 13
Coding region: 431-4339 (1302 amino acids)
Biological process (GO): nuclear migration
Cellular component (GO): cytoplasm; meiotic nuclear membrane microtubule tethering complex; nuclear outer membrane
Molecular function (GO): actin filament binding
Source: RefSeq, a predicted model, not a curated record
UCUACAGUGCAGGAUGGUGGGCGUGUACUGUUAACUACAACAACCCACCUCGUGAAUAUUAUCAAGGUGCUAUUAUUUUCCCUCAUCAGAAUUAUUUUCCGUCCUGGGCUUUGCGCCCUAGUAGUGCUAUGGGGUUUUCUACGUCACCAGGGAGAAACUGUGCGAAAACAAUGCUCCUCCGCCAGAAACCAUCUCCUCCACCGGAGAGCAUUCGGGUAGAUUAGACUUCUAUUCUACCGCUCUCACCGUCCGGCGACCUCCACAAUAGCCAGCUAAAGAGAGCGGGGCAGAAGAGGGAUACAGUAGGACUGCCACAUUGGGCUGCCAUCUCCAUCGCCUUCAGAUCACACGGGACUAGAGGGAGCCUAGUCUACUCUGUUUGUUUUUCUAUUGAGGUCCAGACUGCAACUUUCCCCAGGGUACGGUCCUGAUGGCUGGACACGAGUGGGAGUAUAAGGACUGGUUCGAACGGGAGGAAUUUAUCGGACAGAUCAGCGACAUCCGAGUGCAGAAUCUUCAAGUUGAAAGAGAGGUCGUUCAGAAGAGGACCUUCACACGAUGGAUGAAUCUGCAUUUGGAGAAGUGCACUCCUCCGAUGGAGGUGAAUGACCUGUUCAGAGAUAUCCAGGAUGGAAGGAUACUCAUGGCCCUGCUGGAGGAACUGUCUGGAUGCAAGCUGCUUCAUGGAUGGAAGCAGUCCUCACAUCGUAUCUUCAGACUGAACAACAUCGCUAAGGUCCUUACCUUCCUGGAGGAGAGAAAUGUGAAGCUGGUCAGUAUUGACGCUGCAGAUGUUGCCGAUGGCAACUCUUCCAUCGUUCUUGGACUCAUCUGGAAUAUCAUCCUGUUUUUCCAGAUCAAGGAGCUGACAGGGAACAUUAAGAGUCAGUUCCCCUCGUCCUCUAGCCUCUCCUCGCUCCCCACCAGCUCAGACUCCGACACCUCCCACUCCAGCACGCCCUCCUUCGAGAGACCGCGCUCCAUCGCCAUGAGGGAUCAUGGGAAGCCCAUCAAGACGCUCCUGCAGUGGGUCCAGAGACGAACCCGGAAGUACGGUGUGGCGGUGCAGGACUUUGGGAAGAGCUGGACCAGUGGGCUGGCCUUCCUGGCUGUCAUUAAGUCUAUAGACCCCAGCCUGGUGGACAUGAGGAGAGCUCUGCUGAGGACAGCCAGGGAGAACCUAGAGGAGGCCUUCAGGACAGCCCACUACAGCCUGGGCAUACCCAGACUACUGGAUCCAGAGGACGUGACCAUCAACCCUCCAGACGAGCAGUCCAUCAUGACCUAUGUGUCCCAGUUCCUCGAGCACUUUCCUGGGAUGGAGGAGCCCCAGGAAAAUGCAUCUGAUGUGAUACAGAGGAGUGUGUCGUCGGGCAGACUCAGCUGUCGUGUCAACGACUCCUCCCACGACCUGAGGAACGGCGUCCACCGGAGCCGGGACAGAGAGAGGCCCUACGUGGUCCGGAGAGACUGGGUCCAGCCUCCGCCCAAAAUCUUAAUCUCCUCCGUCUCUGAGGAUCUCAAGUCUCCUACUUCCCCGGUCGCAGUGGAGCGCUCCUGGGUCAACGAGGGCUCGUCGGUUGGGUCCACCCCCAGCCCUGUCUUCACUGUCUCCACCUCCAGCUCCCCGCAGCCCUCCUUCGUCGACUCGGUCAUCGGCUCUGUGUCUUGCGACUCACCAAUCAGUGACUCUGUCAUCGGUUCACCAGACUCCUGCUGGGAGGGCCAUCCAAACGAGGCAGUGACUCCAGACAGGUUUGUGGAGAGCCGUAGCGAUGGGUCGCUAUGCGACAGUGGGCUAUCCUGGGACAUGAGCAUCCCUCCCUCUACCCCCCACGGGGUCACGCCUGACCUGGAGGAACCGUUGCCCUCGGUUAUGGGGCUGACAGGGAAACCCCAGGAUGGGGAGAUGUUUGUUGACGAGGCAAACUACUCUCUAAACUCGUUGGUGAGCACACAGGACAGAUCCAGAACACGCCCAGAGAGAGAGGAGGACGGGGGGGAGAAAGAGGAGGAGGAGGAGUAUAACUACAUUCUGGACCUGAGUGAGGACAAGGCAGCCAAGCAGGAGCCUGAUCAAAGAGAAGGAAAUAACAAGUACAGGUCAAGUACAGGUCAGAGUAACAGCGUUAACAAGGAGCAGGGGUGGCCAUCUUUAGAGCUCUCUGACGAGCCUCAGGAAACUGACUCUGACCAGAAGGGGGAGAGUGUGUGUGAGGGUGAGAGUGUGUGUGAGGGUGAGAGUGUGUGUGAGGGUGAGAGAGGAGGAGCUGUGUAUUCUCCACAACAUGAGAAAAUCAGCCAAUCAAAGCAGGGCUCUGACAUCACACAUCAGGAGACCCCCGACCUGCAUGAAGAGCCCAAUCAACGGGACAUUGUCCCGGAGACAACAGACAGGACAUCAGAAUGUGCCAAGAAGGAAACGGCGGAACCAUCUAGAGAUUCCAGGAAGGCUGGAAACCCUGAGGAAGAGUUAGCUAAGGAACAUUCUGAUAAAUCAGAGGGUCAAAGUGAUGUGACUGACAGAGUGGAGACGGAACACAGACAGACUACUUCUCUGUCAGAGAGGGACAGCGAUGGGGAGCGGUCCCUGGAGGAGUCAGAGGAAAGGCACAAGCAGGUCACAGAAGAGUCUGAAACACAAGAGAAGAUAACAGAUGUCUGGAACAGCCACGUAGAGUCACAGGAGAACACUACGACACAGGUUGAUGAUGUCACAGAGUCAACGCAUCCACAACCGUAUAUGGAAAUGGACCAGAGUCGGACCAUCCUGGGGGGCACCUCAGAACAAUGUCUGGACCCGGUGGAGCAGAGCCAUACUGGGACAACUCCUGCCUGCACAGAUGGUGGGCAGAGUUCCACACUCCUAACAGGGGCCGGUAAGGAAGGGAUCCUGAGCCCAGAGAUGGAAGUGGAGGCUGGGGAUGAAGACAUGUGUGGGCACCCUGGAGGUUGCUUGGUUGAGAGGACUGGAAAGUGUGAGAGAGCCUCUUGUGUUGGAGAUGCUGACGUGAAUGUAGUAGCUCCUGAGGAGAAGAGAGUCGCAGAAAAGGAACAUGACUGGGUGGAUGGGUCUGGGACCACAGACAACACAGAGACCGUAGUGGAGGUCCCCCAUCAGUGCACGCCAGUUUCCAUUAUACCCCUUGACAUGGUGUACUACCCCCACUAUGACGUCCCCAUCUCCCAGGUGAUCGAGGCUUUUGUGGAGCCUAACCCUGAAUCGAUGCUCACUGGGCUGGUUCCUCAGUCUUCUCUCUUUGACACAAACACCCAGAGCCAGGCUGUACUGCAUAGCCAGGAGGAGAGAGACUCAGAGAAGGACACAGGGGAUCAUACUGAUGGCGGUCAUAGUGAGACAGAGGUCUCUGCUGUUGAAGAGACAGGGGACAAAAUGGCCGACACAGAACAGAGUGAAACCAAGCCUGUGAAUAUGACCUAUACAGACACUGAGAGGAGAAGUGCUUUGGAGUCUGAAAGUGAACCAAUGGACUUGUUCUAUACAGACAGUGAUGCUGGCGAGAGUUCUAGAUCGGCCCUUGAGGAGCCAAUGACAGUGAGCGACACUCUGGAGCCAAUGGAUCUGUUCUACCCGGAUACAGAUGAUUGUGGCCCUGUAGAGGAAGCAGAGAACGACGUGGAGACCUCGCCGUGGUCCUCCUCCUUCAGCAAGUCAGUAGAGACCUGGCCCUCAACCUUCAGUGUGGCAGCUCUAAAACCAGCACCGUCCUCAGAACCAGAACCACUGCCAGAGACACACACACAGAUACACACAGACUCACACACACACAACACGGUGUAUCAAGAGGAACUCUGCGAGGUGUCAACCACACAGGAGCAGGAUAAGGAGAUUGAGGUGAGAGGGGGCUCUGGUGGAUCAGACCCCCAGGAACGGUGCUCCAUGCUGGGUGAGCAGACGGCGGGAGACGGUGCUGUGGUGGAGUUGGAGACCCACCGUGGGCCUGCUGAGAGCAGUGAUCUCAUCAUGACUGACAAGGAGAGGCCUGGCUCUGCUGCUGCUGCCAGAGAAAGCAACGAGACCGUGAGAAGGAACGCUGACAGUGAUGGAGCCCUAGAUGAUCAGUGUUCUAUGUGUUUUACUCCUCUCCACAAGAGGAAGAACAAUGGCUCCAAUGAGAACGACAAUCAGAAAAGUUUGGCAUCCAGCCGAACUCACUGUACCAAGUCUGACACCAGCUGGAAGAAGAUACAGAUUCCAACGUCAUUGACAGAGUACUACGUUCUCCUGCUGCUGUGGCUGGUCCUCUACUGUCUGUUGGUGCUGCCACAGAUCCACUACAGAGACCUGCCACUCCUUCUGCUCAACCUGGGCAAAUGAACACACACACACACACACACGUCAUGUACAUGUCACACACACGACACAUACACAAGUACGUACACACAUACACACACUCAUUCUCACAGGCAUGCAUACACACACACACACUCAUUCUCACAGGCAUGCAUACACACACACACUCAUUCUCACAGGCAUGCAUACACACACACACACACACUCAUUCUCACAGGCAUGCACACACACACUUUGCUAUCUUCUCCAGUCAACAUUGUCCCUCAUUCAUAUCGGCCCUUAACCUUUUCCUUUCAACACAUUUCAUAUCGACAGCAAAUUAAGGCUUUUUUUUAUUCCAGAAUAAUUUAAAGGUUUUUAAAGAUUCUGCUCUUUGGCUUUUAAUGUGGCUUGAACUGAUAUGCUUACAUUGUAAAGACAAAGCUAUAACUCUGUAUGUUUCUCUGAGUUUAUUGAUGUACAAAGAGAGAAGUCUUGUAAGAGUCUGUAGGAUUGUACAGAACACAUUCUUUUAAAUGUUUUGUUUUCUGCAAAGAGUUUGAAUACAGUUUAUGAAGCUUUGCAGUGGGCCCAUUUAUGUAAAUGUUGUGGAAAAACAUGUUUCAGAUUCAUCCCUUUAUGUCAUUUUAGAAUUUACACAACGUUUGAUAAGAAAAAGUAAGAAAAUGUGAGGUAUUUCACAGACACACAAAUAUCACAUCCAAGACAUGCUAACCUCUCACCAUUACAAUAGCAAGGUAUAUUAGCAUUUUCUAUCAUACCUCCAAGACAUGCUAACCUCUCACCAUUACAAUAGCAAGGUAGGUUAGCAUUUUCUAUCAUACAUCCAAGACAUGCUAACCUCUCACCAUUACAAUAGCAAGGUAGAUUAGCAUUUUCUAUCAUACCUCCAAGACAUGCUAACCUCUCACCAUUACAAUAGCAAGGUAGAUUAGCAUUUUCUAUCAUACCUCCAAGACAUGCUAACCUCUCACCAUUACAAUAGCAAGGUAGAUUAGCAUUUUCUAUUAUACCUCCAAGACAUGCUAACCUCUCACCAUUACAAUAGCAAGGUAGGUUAGCAUUUUCUAUCAUUCCUCCAAGACAUGCUAACCUCUCACCAUUACAAUAGCAAGGUAGGUUAGCAUUUUCUGGGGAUUAUGAUAUUUGUGCAUCUGUAACUUUCUCACUCAUCAUUAUUCACAAUUCAUUCAGGACUAUCUGUAAUCAUGGUAGCAUCCACAUUAAUGUAGAAGUGUUUAGAAACCUAUUCUGUAAUGAUUUACAAUAAAAGGGACUCCAAAUGACACAACACAUUAUUUACCAUUCAUUUGUAUUGGGUGCAAAGUAAUCUGAAAAACAACCAAAACAAACAGAAAAUGCUUGAUGUAAUCACUGUGUUCUAGGAAUAUGGGACCAAAUACUCAACUUUUGACUACUUUAAAACACAUAUAAGUAAAUUUGUCCCAAUACUUUUGGUCCCCUAAAAUGGGGGUACUAUGUAAAAAAAAAUGUUGUAAUUUCUAAACGGUUCACCCAGUAUGGAUAAAAAUGCUCAAAUUAAAGCUGACAGAUCCAAAGUGCUGGAGUACAGAGCCAAAACAACAACAACAAAAAGUCACUGUCCCAAUACUUUUGGAGCUCACUGUAUUUACACAUUUGAGAUAAAGCACAAAUUUCAUUGGGCGAUGAACCUCUAGAAGGUACUACUUGUCUUACAAGAAUCUCUCAGUGGAUUCUGCAGAGGAUUGAGAGGGUGUCAGUUGUGAGGCUUGGAGGGUGUCAGUUGUGAGGCUUGGAGGGUGUCAGUUGAGAGGCUUGGAGGGUGUCAGUUGUGAGGCGUGGAGUGUGUCAGUUGUGAGGCGUGGAGUGUGUCAGUUGUGAGGCUUGGAGGGUAUCAGUUGUGAGGCUUGGAGGGUGUCAGUUGUGAAGCGUGGAGUCUGCCAGUUGAGAGGCUUGGAGGGUGUCAGUUGUGAGGCGUGGAGUGUGUCAGUUGUGAGGCGUGGAGGGUGUCAGUUGAGAGGCUUGGAGGGUGUCAGUUGUGAGGCUUGGAGGGUGUCAGUUGUGAGGCGUGGAGUCUGCCAGUUGAGAGGCUUGGAGGGUGUCAGUUGUGAGGCGUGGAGGGUGUCAGUUGUGAGGCGUGGAGGGUGUCAGUUGAGAGGCUUGGAGGGUGUCAGUUGAACUUUUUGAAACACAGUGUGUGAACUGCCAAAGAUACAGUGUUUGGAAUGCUGAAUAUAGAAUAGUCAACUCACCACUAUAAGUUAACACACAGAGGAACUAGUUAUGAAGUGACAAUAUUGGUUUAAUAAUAAUAUGUUGGUCUUAUAUUUUAAGGAUUUUCAGAAUGCUGAAGCAUAUCAAUCUUUGUCAUGUCUAAGGAUACGUUGGAAGUACAGUAUAUUAAGGCAUUUUUUAAGUUUAAUGAUUAAUUCCGUUAAAUAGUUAUGUUUGUAUGCCUGUGGGUUGUUUUUUAAACUGCUGUGAUUGAUUCAGCUAUGCUUGAGCUUGUAAAAGUCAUUUUAAUAAAAAGAGAAUGGUUUAUGAUGAAUUGUUUCUUUAGAAAUGUUUUUUUAGCAAUGUCUGUAAUUAAGUAAUGUACCAUGAUAAACAUUUGAUUUAAAUCUGCUUUUGUUUUUCAGCCACCUGAAUCUUCAAAAUAAUUCCUCCAACUAGCACAGAAUUCCUAUGAAAUAAGAUUGUAUUUGUCACAUGCGCCGAAUACAACAGGUGUAGACUGAAUACAACAGGUGUAGACUGAAUACAACAGGUAUAGACUGAAUA